CUACUAUGAGCAUGUACUCAGAUUUUCUGCAUUCCUUCCUGAAGCAUACGUCAACUACCAUUUUUGAUCUUGUGGAUGAGUAUGAAAGUAUUUGUAACAGUCAGGUGAAUAUACUAGGGAAAAUAGUUUAUCGGGCAACUCCUGGACAGCAAAAGUUUUCAAAAACUGCCAGUGUCUUGUGGCUUCUCAAGCAGGAGAUGGUGACUUGGAGACUGUUGUCCUCGCUUUAUAGAGACAGAAUACAGUCUGCACUGGAAGAUGAAACUGCAUUUGAUAUCACAGUUUUAACUUCUAGUGAAAAAACGAAUGUAGACAACUUGUUUCAGAAAGAUUCACUUGUUCGACAAAGCCAGCUGGUGGUAGAUUGGCUAGAGAGCAUUGCCAAGGAUGAAAUUGGGGACUUCUCCGAUAAUAUUGAGUUUUAUGCAAAAUCUGUAUAUUGGGAAAACACACUACAUAUCCUGAAGCAGCGACAGUUAAAUACAUACAUUGGAAGUUCUCGAGCUCUGGUAACAGAGUUGGCACAGCGCUUAUGCAAACGAUGUGGUCAGGCCUGGAGAGCUGCGACUUUGGAAGGAUGGAAGUUGUAUCAUGAUCCUAACAUAAAUGGAGGAAAAGAGAUCGAGCCUGUUCAAGGGAAUCCGUACAGGUGCAUUUGGAAAAUAAGUUGUUGGCGUAUGGCUGAAGAGGAGCAGUUUAAUAGAUAUGAGCGAGCAAUCUAUGCGGCACUGAGUGGAAACCUCAAACAGCUUCUUCCAGUUUGUGAUACCUGGGAAGACACAGUUUGGGCAUAUUUCAGGGUCAUGGUGGACACUCUUGUUGAGCAGGAAAUACGAACCUCAGUAAUAACUGCAGAGGAGAUGGAAGAGCUCCCUAGAGAUUAUUUAGAAACAAACUGGACUUCAGAAAAGGUUUUUGAAGAACUUCAGGCAACAGACAAAAAGAGGGUUAUAGAGGAGAAUCAAGAACACUACCAUGUGAUUCAGAAAUUCAUUAUACUGGGAGAUGUGGAUGGUUUGAUGGAAGAAUUCAGCAGAUGGCUUUCCAAAGACAGAAGUGUGCUCCCAGGACACCUCCUUCGUUUCAUGACGCAUCUUAUUCUGUUUUUCCGCACUUUGGGUCUGCAGACUAAGGAGGAAGUUUCUGUUGAAGUCCUGAAGACGUACAUUCAGCGGAUGAUAGCUGAGAAGCACACAGAUUUAAUAGCAUUUUAUGUUAGCCACUUGCCACCAGAGCUAGCUGUUGCUCAGUAUGCUUUAUUUCUUGAAGAUGUUACUGAAAGCGAUCAACGCCACCACUGCCUUGAAUUAGCAAAAGAUGCAGGUCUGGAUGUUGCAACCAUCACAAAAACUGUUGUUGAAAACAUCCGCAAGAAGGAUGCUGGUGAAUUCAGUCACCAUGACCAUAUGUUAGAGAUGGGCACCACGGAGGCGGAUCGGCUGAAAAUAGAUGUAAUUGACUGGCUCGUGUUUGAUCCUGCACAGCGGGCAGAAGCACUUAAGCAAAGCAAUGCAAUCAUGAGGAAGUUCUUGGCAUCCAAGAAACACGAAGCUGCAAAAGACGUGUUUGUGAAGAUUCCCCAAGACUCUAUAGCAGAAAUAUAUAACCAAUGGGAAGAACAGGGAAUGGAUACUCCACUUCCAGCGGAAGAUGACAACGCUAUACGGGAACAUUUGUGUAUUCGGGCGUAUUUGGAAGCCCAUGAAACCUUUAACGAAUGGUUUAAACACAUGAACUCGGCUCCACAGAAGCCUUCUUUGAUACCACAAGCAAGUUUCACUGAAAAAGUGGCCCAUGAACAUAAAGAAAAGAAGUACGAGAUGGAUUAUGGUAUUUGGAAAGGCCUCUUGGACGCUCUUACAGCUGAUGUGAAAGAGAAAAUGUACAAUGUGUUACUGUUUGUGGAUGGAGGAUGGAUGGUGGAUGUCAGAGAGGAUGCCGAGGAUGACCCUGAACGAACGCACCAGAUGAUUUUGCUGCGGAAGCUGUGUCUGCCAAUGAUGUGCUUUUUACUGCACACGGUGUUACACAGCACCGGGCAGUAUCAGGAGUGCCUGCGACUGGCUGACAUGGUCGCUUCUGAGCGACACAAGCUUUAUACGGUAUUUUCAAAAGAGGAACUCCGAAAACUUCUACAGAAGCUGAGGGAAUCUUCUCUGAUGCUUCUGGACCAGGAUCUUGAUCCUUUGGGAUAUGAACUUUAGUCAUAGGAUUCCGUGUAGAUACUUGCAAAAACUUCCGAACGCAGAUGGACAUUCUGGUUGUAAAAAAGAACAA
Molecule: messenger RNA, 2277 nt
Organism: Leptosomus discolor (cuckoo roller)
Lineage: Eukaryota; Metazoa; Chordata; Aves; Leptosomiformes; Leptosomidae
Source: RefSeq, a predicted model, not a curated record